This is a messenger RNA of Agrilus planipennis (emerald ash borer), 2572 nucleotides long. RefSeq names its product paired box protein Pax-6-like (gene Eyg). The record is from RefSeq and is a predicted model, not a curated record. Gene Ontology annotation, biological process: anatomical structure development; regulation of transcription by RNA polymerase II. Lineage: Eukaryota; Metazoa; Arthropoda; Insecta; Coleoptera; Buprestidae. Gene Ontology annotation, molecular function: RNA polymerase II cis-regulatory region sequence-specific DNA binding; DNA-binding transcription factor activity, RNA polymerase II-specific. The transcript has 5 exons. Bases 491 to 2128 code for a protein of 545 amino acids.
UGAACACUUACCUGGCAGGUAGAUCGGCUGCUGGAUCUGGGCAGUCAUUCAGUGUCGUGGCCGACUCCGAUCAUAACCUUCAACUUACCGGCUUCUUCAAAUCAACUGUUCAUCUCUUCCACGGGUGCGCCACUGUUGAGGGACCAAACGGACUCCACAACUCUUUCACCGGAAGAAGGAGCUCGCAUUUCAAAACUGAUAAGUUGAAACGGAAGAACUUGGUGACAAAAGGCGUAUAGUUUUGCCGAUUAUUAUUGUGACAAAUAUCUAGAUAUUAAUGUGACUUGAGUGGUGACUGUCCUUUUUAUAUCGAGUGAAUUAUCUUGUGACAAAAUUGCCCAUCAAUGAACUACAUACUCUAAUAUUGCUAAUAUUCUGUGCCUAAGAAUCCUUGAAGCUUCUUCGGGAUUACAAAGUAUUUCGGACUGGUUCUCAUUGAAAAGCGUCCUGUUGUAAAUGAUCUUUAACUGGAUGUUCCAAAUCAGUUCCGAUGAUGCUGAUUUCUAACGGAAACACUUUGGGGAGUGGAAAUGAAUUCUCAAAUGUAUCAAACCUAGCAGGGUGCUGUCCGAUACCCCCAGUGGCACCGGCUGCACGUUCUGCUCCUAUAAAUUGGAAAAUGGACCCAGUUGGUUUACCAACACCCAAUACAGCUCCCAGCGUUCUCUCAGGUGGACUGCCACUAUCUCCUUCAGUGGCAUCAUCUCCUUCGCUGUCGUCGUCGGUUGUUUGUUCGUCACCGUCGGUUUCGUCCGCAACCGCUAGCCAUUUGCCGCCGACAGCUCUUCGAGAUUUGUAUGGAUCAGCCGGAGCGCCACCAGGACAUCCCAUCGCUUCGCUCUUGUCACAACAGAGGCUCCUGGAAAUGUCCAGGUUCGGAUUCAGGCAUUUUGAUUUGGCCCAGCAUAUGCUCAGUCAGCAAGGAGCAGUCACAAAACUACUAGGUACCUUACGACCGCCGGGUCUCAUUGGGGGAAGCAAGCCCAAGGUAGCGACACCCGCAGUUGUUUCCAAAAUUGAACAGUACAAACGAGAAAAUCCUACAAUUUUCGCUUGGGAAAUCCGCGAAAGAUUAAUAUCAGAAGGAGUUUGCACUAACGCUACAGCUCCAUCCGUCAGCAGCAUCAAUCGCAUUCUUCGUAACAGGGCGGCAGAAAGAGCUGCUGCAGAAUUCGCGAGGGCGGCUGGUUACGGUUUGUACCAUCCCCACCCUUAUGCCACCGCAGCAGCCGCAUUUCCGUGGCAUUCACACCUAUGGCCUAAUGGUCCUCUGGGGAUGCAGGCGGCACCUGGUGCCGGAGUUCCUGUGGUAUCUGGUUCACCAGGAUCAGCCGGUUCUCCCCAGGAUCACGGAUUACUGUCGUCUCCACCAGGACACCGGUUACUCGACGUUGAUGGCAAAGACGACUCAAGUACUGAUGGAAACGAUCAACCCAAAUUUCGAAGAAAUAGGACCACGUUUAGUCCUGACCAACUAGAAGAAUUGGAAAAGGAAUUUGAGAAAAGUCACUACCCUUGUGUUUCAACCAGAGAGAGACUUGCAUCAAAAACUUCACUCUCGGAAGCCCGAGUUCAGGUUUGGUUUUCCAACAGACGAGCAAAAUGGAGACGUCACCAGCGCAUGAACAUGCUAAAGCAGACGUCCCCAGGCCAACAGCAGCACCCACACCACCAUCAAGGAAGUCGAUCGCCGUCGAUGUUCGGUCCGGGGAGUCGUUUGACACCCUCACCCCACUACACGGUCGCUUCCACCCCUGGCUCACCGCAUACUGUACCACAGCGCACUUCCGCCCCAGUCACUUCCUCUCUGCUGCUCCAAAUGGGCGGUGAAAAUAGUGCGUUCAAGUCUCUGACGCCCAACCAGGGUGUGCAGCCGCCCAGUUCUCAGUCAUACUUCAGUUCCGCCACCGGUGGUAGUGGUGGCGGAAGGUACACUGCAACUCUGACCGACUCCGAGGACGAGGAAAUCAACGUCAAUGACGAAUCGGACGUGGAGGAACCGCUCAAGUCGGGCUCGACGAGUCCUGUGGAAGUAGUUGAUCCACCGGUCAAGUCGUCUUCGACUGCGGCCACGGAAGCGGUCAAGUUCCAGCCGCUACAGCUCACUAUCCAUGACCGCGACGAGUAGCCGAUUACGGACAGCACGAAAUGCACUGGCGAAUCAAGGUACGAAGUUUGAUUUAAACGAAUUGCACUAAACGAGUUUCGAAUUACAAAUUAAAUAAUGUCACAACUAAAUUGUAUAACGUUUACUUAAGGAAUGAAAUUAACAGAUCGUAUAUCAUUAAGAAAUAGAAGAACGAUAUAUCUUUAAACUUAUGGUUUAUUUAGAAAAAGCAACGAACUUACUAUAAUUCUAUUUCAAAUUUUAUUUUAUACUUCGGGAAAAAAUAUUACGUUAUACUUCAUUCAGUUUAUGUAGCGAUGUGACCUUCAGUUUGUCCGGCGCAAAGUAGAAAAGAACAGCACUACGCCAGAAAACGAAAGAGACAACUCUAGGCCAAACGUUUAACCGGCGAGGAGCGUAUAAUUCGUAGAGUACUGCACGGAAAAAUUGACCAUUUUAUCCACU